UGACGUAAGUAUUUAAAACAGACAAUUAGGGUUUAAGUUUCUCGCGUUUUCAUCAGGUAAGAUACUUAAGCCGAGAGCUCUCAGGGAGGUGAUUCGAGACCAAAAUGGCUAGAGGGUUGAAGAAACAUUUGAAGAGGCUCAAUGCGCCUAAGCAUUGGAUGCUCGACAAGCUUGGUGGAGCCUUUGCUCCCAAGCCUUCCUCUGGUCCACACAAAUCAAGGGAGUGUUUGCCGCUCAUCAUUAUCUUGCGAAACAGGUUGAAGUAUGCUCUCACAUACCGUGAGGUGAUUGCAAUUCUGAUGCAACGACAGGUUAUGGUUGAUGCAAAAGUGAGGACAGAUAAGACUUACCCAGCUGGUUUCAUGGAUGUUGUCUCAAUUCCAAAGACUAAUGAGAACUUUCGUCUCCUUUAUGACACAAAGGGACGAUUCCGUCUUCACGCUAUCAGGGAUGAGGAAGCCAAGUUUAAGCUUUGCAAGGUCCGAUCUAUUCAGUUUGGUACUAAGGGGAUUCCUUACCUUAAUACUUAUGAUGGUAGAACAAUUCGCUACCCCGAUCCUCUCAUCAAGGCCAAUGAUACCAUCAAGCUGGACUUGGAGUCCAAUAAGAUUGUUGACUUCAUCAAGUUUGAUGUUGGAAAUGUUGUGAUGGUAACUGGUGGUAGAAACAGGGGACGUGUUGGUGUUAUUAAGAACAGGGAGAAGCAUAAGGGUAGCUUUGAGACCGUUCACAUUCAGGAUGCCCUAGGCCAUGAAUUUGCUACUCGUUUGGGAAAUGUUUUCACCCUUGGCAAAGGUACAAAGCCAUGGGUGUCUCUACCUAAAGGAAAAGGUAUCAAGUUGUCCAUCAUUGAGGAGGCACGGAAGAGGCUUGCUGCUCAAUCAGCUACCACUGCCUGAAUACCCUCGUUGCUCAUUUCUUCAUUUCCUUACUCUUCAAGUAUGGAAAACUUAUGUUUUACAGUUUUGGACUCGAUGUUUCUAUUUGCUUAGUGAUGCCAUUUUUAUUAUGCGCCUUUUAUAUUGUACUUGUUCUCUUGGCAUAUUUUAAAUAGAUUAAAACUGUGUCUUUAUGAUAAUUUAAUUAGUUUCUACAGUUUAA
Molecule: messenger RNA, 1101 nt
Organism: Nicotiana tabacum (common tobacco)
Lineage: Eukaryota; Viridiplantae; Streptophyta; Magnoliopsida; Solanales; Solanaceae
Product: small ribosomal subunit protein eS4
Biological process (GO): translation
Cellular component (GO): ribosome; cytosolic small ribosomal subunit
Molecular function (GO): RNA binding; structural constituent of ribosome
Source: RefSeq, a predicted model, not a curated record